Pneumocystis murina B123 is the source of this 1123-nucleotide messenger RNA. RefSeq lists its product as hypothetical. Bases 71 to 1123 code for a protein of 350 amino acids. The transcript has 6 exons. Gene Ontology annotation, molecular function: translation initiation factor activity; guanyl-nucleotide exchange factor activity. Gene Ontology annotation, biological process: translational initiation. The record is from RefSeq and is a predicted model, not a curated record. NCBI's taxonomy places the organism in Eukaryota, Fungi, Ascomycota, Pneumocystomycetes, Pneumocystales, Pneumocystaceae. Gene Ontology annotation, cellular component: eukaryotic translation initiation factor 2B complex.
UUUUUGAAAAAUAUAAGGAAUAUAUAAUCUCUAUUUUUAAGAAAUAAUACUAGUAUUAAAAAGGAAUUUUAUGAAUUAUACUGAACCAGAUAUUUUUGACAAUUAUUCAAAUGAUACUAAAGAGACUCUUAAAGAAUUAUCUGAAGAUAAGUUUGAUAUCGUAGAACGAUAUGAAGCUAUUUUAGAGGAAGAUCCGAACAUUACAAUGCCUAUCGCUGCUAUUGAAGCAUUGGUUGAUUUAGUUCGUCAUACAAAGGUUAAUACACUUUCUGAAUUUACUAAAAUUAUACAAGAAGGAUCCUUAAUUUUAAAAUCUUCAGUUGUUAAUUAUAUUUCUGUUUCUGCUGGAUGCGAUUUAUUUCUCAGAUUUGUAACUAGAUCCCUUAAUGAUGCUGAUGUUGAGUCAUGUAAACAUCAUCUCGUAUCAAAUGGAAAGUUAUUUGUAGAAAGAGCUAGGAAAUGUCGUGAUAAAAUUGCGUCUAUUGGAGCGAAGUUUAUUAGAGAUGGUAUAGUAAUAUUGGUUCAUUCAUACUCAAGAAAUGUAAAUGCGUUACUUCUGGAAGCAGCUUCGAAAAAUAUAAGAUUUAGUGUAUAUAUUACAGAAUCUCGUCCUACAGGUUCAGGAAUCAUAACUUCUCGUAUUCUAUCUGAAGCAGGGAUUCCUACUGCAAUAGUACUUGAUUCCGCUGUUGGUUUUCUUAUUCAAAAAAUAGAUCUUGUUUUGGUUGGCGCAGAAGGUAUAGUAGAAAAUGGGGGUCUUAUUAACCAUAUUGGAACAUCACAAAUUGCAACUUUAGCAAAAGUGGCACAUAAACCUUUUUAUGCUGUUGCUGAAAGUCACAAAUUUGUUCGAAUGUUUAUCCUUUCUCAGUUUGAUUUGCCUACAUCUGGCCCUAUUUUACAAUUCUUAGAUCAAAAAUAUCCUUCAGUUCCAAAAUUAAAUUCGCGACAGUCGUCUCUUAAUAUUCAUCGUGUUAAUGAGCUGAAAAUGACGGAAGAAGAAAUUUCUAAUAAUCCUAUCCUUGAUUUUACUGCACCAGAAUAUAUUGAUGCUCUUAUUACUGACUUAGGAAUUCUAGAUCCUAAUAGAGUAAGCGAAGAAUUAAUCAAGCUUUAUCAUUGA